AUUGAUCUCUGGGAGGCUUGAGCUUGGCCCAGUGAAUCUGGAAACGUGGCAUGCUAGCAACUCUGGCUCCUUCCUCGUCGCUUCUCCUGAGCUUCGACUCCCGCAGAUGGACGGCCAAGAUGUUAUGUCUUUAGAUUCGGUAGAGCCUGAUCGCAUGGCUGCCUUUGCUCGAUCAGCAGAAGCCGGUGGAGAACAAGAUGAACCAAGACCCGAAUUCGAGGCUGCUUUAAAGAGAAAAAGGCCUCGAGUCGACAGCGGUGAACGAGAUCGGAGCGUCAAAGGUCAGUCGGCCGAGAGAAAUAUGGUUUCGUCUCCGGAGGCGCUCCAGUCGGAAAAUUCACUAUCCCUUCCUCAAGCGGACGGCGGCCGUACAAUAGAGUCUCCACCAACCAGUUCAGAGGUCAACAUAGAAGCGGAAAACACUGCUCCACCUACGCCCACCUCAAAUAGAAUGACGAUCAACGUCCGAACUCCUUUGCCUGAGAGUUCAGCUGAAGGCACAACUAUCCAAAACGAAAGUGAAGCGGAAAACGUGGAAUUGGAUAUUCCUGAUGCGACCACAAUGGAUGUCGAGCAAUCUACUGCGGCUGAGCCGAAUCCCUUUGUCGAGGCUGUUGCUGCCUCACCUUCUUCGGCACGCAGUCCCCAGAUUGAAGCUGCCGAACUGGAGGAUAUGGACCAGAACCAAAGCGGCGCCAGCUGGGCACCAAUUGUCAACGUCUUUGGAAGCUCUGGAGAACCCAUGUCUCGUCGGAGCCUCAUCCAGGAUUUUCCAAAUGCACGUGAACAACGGGACCCUCGUGAUGCGGUGCUGAUUACUGCACAAUUUCUAGAAAAAGGAAACUUGGAUGAUGGGUUUCUGCUGGUCCAGCUCAAGGAUUGGUUCGGCUCAUAUCUUCAGCAUACGGAACCUAGACGGCCAGACUUUUGGGAGGUAUACUUGGAGGAACGUGAUUUUUGGGAUGAGAUCCCCUCCUUAUUCGAGUGUCUGCUACGACGACGUAUCCCUUUCGGAGAUGGAUUCAUGCGAUAUAUCCCCCAAGAAGGAGCUGUUGAUGAUCGCCAAUGCAUGGUGGACUUCUUCAGAAUGCUUCCUCCUCUCGCUGCUCGCGCGAUCGAAGUUGAUAUCCAAACGCUGUUGCAGUUGCCCGAGGAUUGCACCGAUGAACCCGACUUAAUAUCGUACCGCUACCUCCUGAUGCUGCAAUAUGUCACAAGGCUGCAAGACAUUCCCUUGUGGACUUUGUUAUAUAAGACUUACAGCAUGGAUAUUGCGUCCUUCGUCAAUGAUAUCGGAGAAGCAUUUGUCAUCCCCCAAAGCAAUGGCAUGAAGCUACUCGCGCGAUACACUCAUAUGCUCUCCCAACGGCUUCGUUAUUGUCCGAGAUUAGGCGACCACAUCAUGAGCCUGUUACACAUCACGCGGAACCUUGUGUCAUUGGCAAACGAUUCGCUGACUCACCGCCGGAGAAUGGAUGAUUCAUCGCGAAGAACAUGGCAUCCUGUCCCCGAAAAGGCGUUGGACCUGUUCAGGGCCAUUGACGAAGAGCUUCAUUCUUCAGUGGGAAAACAGACAUCGUCCUUAUCAAUGGAAUUCAGCAAAGACCUUAUUCAUUGUCUUGGUAGAAUACUUUGUUUUGUCAUCCAUGCUGAACCAGAGCUCGCGCACCAAUUUCAAAAACUCACUGGUGUGUUGGACCAGCCUCGUGAAAGCGACCUGCCCGACUUGGUUUCUAACGCUUGGAAGUUUGACCUUUUACGAAAAUAUAUCUCGGAGGGGCGCAUGGAGCUCCGCGUUCUCGGGAUUGAGACUAUGCAGGUAGAUCUGGUAAACACCUUUUCUAGGUUCAGAGCGACCGAGGAAGGUCCCAAUCACCCGGUUAUGCAAUACCUGUCGAAUCUGAUCAUUGAACAUAAACUCCUUGAUUACAUUGUGGGAGUUGAGUCUCAUCCACAGCUCAUAGCCAGAAGUGCCAAUAUCAUUGGCUUCUUGGUGGUCACCAAUCGCUAUACCACGAAAGACUCCGACACUAUUUGGCGGACAGUAGAAACGAGCCAGGAUCCCAGAGUCGUGGCGGGGAUUUUGACCAUGUUGAAGAACAUUUUCAAUGUGGCUUCAUUUCCGCUACUCAUCUAUCUUUGCACAAAGCUCAACGAGCUCCCCCUGGAUGCUUUUGAUGCAAAAAUGAUCGAUUUUGGUGUUUCACUCUUUCAUCAUGUUAGAGAAGCUUUUGCCAGAGACCCUCGGAGGGAGGUGACUGAAACGCCACCUUAUGAUGUCUGCAUUCGAUUGAUCCGUCAAGCAACCGCCUUUCAAGGGGAUACGCCCAAUGAUUUCCUUGCAGUCACGCGGUUUGCAACAGAGGAGCUUGCCCAACUCAUUCAAGUUGGACCAAGUGAGCAAGCCCGGAGGGAUAUUUAUCGCGAAUGCGUACAAGAUAUUGCUGAUAAAUCUGCGCACGCCACAGGCAGCAUCUGCGCCAUCAAUGUUAUCUUGCGGCAUAGGCUGAAUGAGGGGAUCGAAUUUCUAUCUAACGAACUUAACUUGACAAAAUUAUUCGUCGCAGAAAUGGCGCAUACCGUCCAAGCCAUGUGUGCUCGAAGCAUAGACGUCCAGACUUGUCAAAUACUGCUCGCACCGAGGUUAGAACUCCUUUCUCAGAUUCUUUUGCAUGCUCCGGAAACAAUCUCAAAUGAUCUCGGUGAUCAUCUCUGGGAUUCUCUUUUCGCCCAAAGCGCGCUCCAUGAUGCGCAACGAAAUGCUGCCUGGACGCUGCUUUGUGAAGUUACCGGCAGGCUCGACCAAAGGAAUGUUUUUAUUGAUCGCUGCAUCGACGUUUACGCACCUCAACUCAAUCCAAACCUCUUCACUGGGGGUUUCCUCCAUUUUAUCCAGCAAGGUGCGCAGUAUAAGACAAGAAUGACACCUCAUGAUGAACCUAGCGGGGACGGAGUUAUCGAAGUAGUUGGUGCGGAACAGUUGUGGCGAAUCAUACUCACAGCACCCGAGAAUACCAUUGAGAAUGCGGCAUCCCAAUUGCUGGUUAGCUUUUAUCUUGACAGUCCUGCAAUCCGAACGGCCACCAUUUCCGCAAUCGAAAGGACCCAUAUUGCUGUAGUCGAUCGAGCGAUACUGCAGUUAACUUUGGCUGCCGCAAGAUUGAGAUCAUUCAGCGACGCUUCGCGGGAUGGUGACGGGGAACCAAUGGUAGUACUCAACAGAGGAAGCGAACAGAGUUCUGAAGAGCUUCGCUUUGGAAGAUCAUUGAUGUUCCUUCGGGAGAUUCUUCACGCAGUGAGGGCACGCCCGCAAUAUAGCCCUCUGCUCCGGAAAGAGCCCGAAGCCGCCGUUGAGGCUGAGCCGUUCAAGGGAAAUGUGUUGACUAUAAGUUAUCAAGUUUUUAAUGGAAGUGCGCAAAGCCCAAUAAAUACCCUGCAAGCAGGUGACAUGGAAACCCUUGAGGAAUUUCAUGCACGACUUACGCGGCUAAUUGGCGUCCGAACGGUGAAGAUAAUUAAUGGUGGCCAGAUGCUCGAUGUCAUUGAUGCCCAGGGAAAGACACUCCAAGAACUCAAAAUUGGAUCUGCAGGUCUUUUAUUGUUAAAGGUGACACACGGGAAUGGUGCAUCUGAAGAUACAAUUUCUCAAGACGGCCUGUCAGCUUUGGAGAUUGAAGCUUUAAAGCAUUUCGACGAAUUGUAUGAUCUCCUCGAUCUCGAGGACGGAUUUGCCUUCAAAAUCUUUGAUUUUAUAACCACUUUCCCUCCGCAUGAACGAAUACGUCGACUUGCCAUGGAUGACAACAUGACUGCUACAACUCUAUUUCCAAGUCUACAGCCUUACAAAGUAUUAUAUUCUGUAAAGACAUUAGAGUUUUGCCUCAGUAAAGGAUUAGAUACGGGCUAUGUUGACCAUUCCUUUAUCCUACGUGGUGUUAACGCCGUCUCAACCGCUCUAUUAUCGUCCGAAAUUAUGAAAGGCCUCCACAACGAUCACCUGAAGCUGAAAAUCUUGGGUAGCCUUGUUUCUUGCCUGUCAAGGUUUUUAAAAGAGCCUGUACCCGUAGAUAUCUCCGCAACUUACUUUUCAGAUACGGACGACUUGGUCUCUCGAAUAAUUAGUUUGAUGAACAUAGCUAAAGCGAUAAAUACGCCGCGGAGCAUCGAAUCUAUCGAAGUAUUUUGUCAAUCGUUCGAGACUCUGAUCGAAGCGUCACUCCAUAAUGAGCAAAUAUGGGCAUCCUUCACUGCUCAUGCAGAUAUCCGCCAUUUGAUCGAGGAAGCCCUUCUGAAAGAUGGCCGAGAGAGUAUGAGAAGCCGAACGGCACAAAUCAUCUUAGGAGUCUGCAGUUCUCUUCAUCACCCUUCUCAAACAAGUUGUCAAAAGUUUUCAUCAUUCUUUUGGAGCUUGUGCUUGAAUAUCCUCCCUCAAAGUCUCAACUACCAAGACCAUUCGCGUCAACUUUUUGAUGUUUCUUUGGUUGUUUUUCGAUCAUUUAGUGAAUACUCAAGGAACGAACUUGAUUUAGACGGAUAUGUCCAGACCUGGGGUGAUAUUCUGUUGGACCAUCAACAUUACGAGUUUGUUGGACGUAAUACUGUCGACUCCGUCGUCCUAGGCUUCACAUCCCUCCUAAAUUGGUGCGUACAGCUUGCCAAAUCUUGCGGAAAACCUUUCAAAACAAAGCCGCUUAUGGAAGGAGUUUUUGAAUCACAUCUCUUUCCAGAUCUAUCGCCCAUGAGUGACGAUGAGCAGAUAGAGCCUCGCGUCCCUGUAUUAGACAGUGCUAGCAGGAAGGAAAUAUAUCAAUUAAUCUUGUCGCUGAGCCAAGAUAGAGAAAGUUACCAGAGGCUCGUCAUCCUCGUAGAAGAAUUAGCAUCUCAAGAUUCAACUUACGAGUCACCGACAUGGAAUUUCGAACGCUCCAAAGCAAUCAGAUCGCCCGCCGGUUAUGCUGGAUUGAAAAAUCUUUCCAAUACCUGUUAUCUCAACUCGUUAUUCACUCAAUUAUUCAUGAACGUCCCUUUUCGACAAUUUAUGCUCAACACCAGCGUUGCAGAUGAGGAUGGGGCCCAGAGGCUCCUUGCUGAAACAAAGAAAAUCUUUGCAUACAUGCAAGAGAGCUGGUCUAAGUGGAUUGACCCAACUGGUCUCGCCGAUUCCAUUCGGACAUAUGAUAAUGAACAAAUUGAUGUCACGAUUCAGAUGGAUGUAGACGAAUUCUACAAUCUACUAUUUGACAGGUGGGAGGGACAAAUGCUGUCCCAGGAAGACAAACAACAGUUCAAGUCUUUUUUCGGGGGGCAACUUGUCCAACAAGUCAAGUCAAAAGAAUGUGCUCAUAUUUCGGAGCGUGAGGAGCCAUUCUCCGCCAUCCAAUGUGACAUCAAAGGCAAGACCUCAUUGGAAGAUAGUCUGAAGGCAUACGUCGAGGGUGAAAUAAUGGAGGGAGAUAACAAGUACUCAUGUACUUCAUGUAACCGGCAUGUAAAUGCGGUUAAAAGGACCUGUCUGCGCGACGUUCCCAACAACCUCAUCUUUCAUUUAAAGCGCUUCGAUUUUGACUUGGUUACGAUGCAACGAAGCAAGAUCAAUGACUAUUUCGAGUUCCCAAACAAAAUCGAUAUGAGUCCUUACAAAAUCGAGCAUCUGAGCGAUCCAGGAACCCCAACACCAGAGGACCUAUUCGAGCUCACUGGAGUAUUGGUUCACAGUGGAACGGCAGAAUCAGGUCACUAUUAUUCGUACAUUCGAGAAUCUACCCGAUCAACUAAUGGUCAACAUACCUGGGUUGAAUUCAACGACGCUGAUGUUUCGAGGUUCGAUCCGGCAAAGAUUCCCGAACAUUGUUUUGGCGGGCUCAACGACUUUCUCUCAGCGAAUGGAUUUCAGCAAGUUCGAUUUCCGAAAGCAUGGAGCGCCUAUAUGCUUUUCUACCGGCGCGCCUCUUCGACAGAGUCUAGCUUGAGCCAUGAAGCACCUUCAAAUCUACCAGUCCGCGUUCCGUUCGACUUGGACCUGAGCAAUCACAUCGCACUGGAAAAUGAGCUUUUUAUAAGGAAGUACUGCCUAUUUGACCCUGCUCAUGCGCCGUUUGUGAGGUCUCUACUCCAGAGCCUGCUAUUUCUGAACAAGGGAAUAUGCUCAAAAUCACAUGAGCUUGAAAGAGCCGUCAUCUUCCUUACAUUGAGCCAUAUUGAUCAGGUUGUAUCCCGGACUAAGGACUUGCCAGACUUUGAUAGCAUCAUGUCAUUGCUCUUCAAGGUACUUGGAACAUGCCCAGAUUGCUGCAAUAUGGCGCUUCAGUGGAUCAUCAAAAAUCCCAUGGCCCUGCGCAAUAUGCUGAUGCGGAAUCCAUCUGCCAAAGUCCGCCAAGAUUUUGCGGAACUGAUUGUCACAACCCUGGGUUUCUUACGCGACACCGAUCCCGGGCUUUACGGAUUAGAAUCAAACGACCCAGACUCGGAAGAGACCGAUUGGAUCGACGAGACGGGUGCAUUUUACGGCAUUCUGAGUUGCCUGGCGGAUAUGUGGGCAUUUUUUGACCUUCAUAUGCGGGCAUGGGACGAUUAUUUCGGGCUCUUAUGCAAUCUCGCAAGUCUAGGCACCCCAGAAACGCUGCUACUACUGCAGGAGGGUUUCUUUGCGAGAUGCUUGGAAGUUCUGACUGUUGAAUAUGGUGGAAAGGCCUUCAAGUGGAAUUGGCAACGGAUGUUACGACUUCUUGAAAAGGGCAAGGAACCGUCCUAUAAUAAACUCAUUGAGCUUGUCCGGGUAUUGCUGAGAAGAGUCGAGCUUGUCGAAGCUGAGCCUGCCGAGGAUGACCCACAGGAAAGCACCGGCAAAAUCAAAUACCGUAUAACAAACUCGGAAGACCGAUCUCUGACACAUCUCAUACCAAAGACGAAGAAUCUAGCUUUCCUGACCAAGAUCUUGGACACAAACCAGAACGCUGAUGGCUCACUGGAAAUUCUCACGAUUCUCCUGCGCAGCGAACCUCAAUUUGGGUUACUGCUGACUCUUUAUAAAACCAUCAUGGCAGGAAUCGCUAUCGACCCUGCCUCUCUCGCUGCGCCCUACCUCGAUGCAGCAGUUGUCUUUUGUGGGAAUACGCCUGAAGUUACAGAAGCGAGAGAAAUAGUUAUUCGUACUGCCAGUGACAUUGAUACGAUUGGCAGCCACGGCGGUGAAGAGCAUCUUCAAUUCUUCCGUCGGCUGUCAAAAGUCCACAACCCACGACUUCCGCGGGAUCCUCAAUUUUUCCUCUGGCUAGUGGUUGAAACUUCCCCCAGUUGGGCGCCACACCUUCUUCUUUACUGGGAAGAGACAGUCCGACGUGGCACUGUUGGCUUGCUCCAAGAUUUAAUUUUCCAGUUUGGAUGCCCGCCGACAACGGUUGACGAGCAAUUUAAUCGGAUAGCAAUGCGGGCCGCCAAGAAUUUGGGUACGGCGUGUAUGCGACUCAUCACUAGCCGCUACCUUGAAGAACAAGAGCCUGCCGAAGCUAAGCUCAUAAGCGCAAUCGUUCAAGUUAUGAAUGAUUGUAGGCCUUAUUGGGCGUCUGGCGAUGCAGAGGGUCACCGCGUGUUGGAAAGGUUUGAUGCUGUACUAGAAGAACUUCUUGGCCUAACGGUGGAGGAAGCAGAUGAAGCAGUUUCAGAAGAGUGGGACAAUGAGUCCAAUUCGGCGAAUGAUUCCGAUGUCGAUCCGGCUAGCCUUCCUGUCGAAAGCACUAGUCCAUGAAUUUCCCAGUGGAUUGUCUAGUGAAGCUCGGUCUGGUAUCUCUGAGCAUUUACAAAUCCGUCUCGUCUGAUAUCCAGUGGAUUGAAUCGUGUUGAUUCUGGCGUCUGUUUGUUCUGUGCACCACGGAGUCUUUUUUGUUCACUGACACAUCCACACACACAUCAUUCGUUCAUGGGUUC
Xylona heveae TC161 is the source of this 7923-nucleotide messenger RNA. RefSeq names its product ubiquitin C-terminal hydrolase. The coding region runs from base 107 to 7744 and encodes 2545 amino acids. The record is from RefSeq and is a predicted model, not a curated record. Gene Ontology annotation, molecular function: cysteine-type deubiquitinase activity; cysteine-type endopeptidase activity. Gene Ontology annotation, cellular component: nucleus; cytosol. Gene Ontology annotation, biological process: protein deubiquitination. The transcript is spliced from 15 exons. NCBI's taxonomy places the organism in Eukaryota, Fungi, Ascomycota, Xylonomycetes, Xylonales, Xylonaceae.